AUGGCGUUUUGCACGAAUAGUUUGUGUAUGCACAUUUGCCUCUCUUUCCUCUACUCUGCUUUGUUGUCUAUAGUUUUAAAUGUGUCUGUCCAUGGAUGUCUCCCCAAUGAAUCCAGAGUGCUUCUCAGCCUUAAGGCUGCCUUUUACAAUCCUGAAAUUGUAUACCUUUGGGAGGGAGAUGACUGUUGUGAAUGGAUAGGUGUCGUCUGCUAUGAAAAGGAAUUGGGUGGACAUGUUAGAAAGUUGGACGUUAGUUCCUGGGGAAACCAACUAGAAGGUCCCAUCCCGUCUAGCUUGGGUUUACUCAUCAAUCUUACUGAAUUAGAUCUUAGCGACAACAGUCUCAGUGGUCCAAUCCCUCCUUCUCUAGGCAAUCUCCUGUCCCUAAAAAGAUUAAAUCUUUCCAAAAACCAGAUGAGUGGAGACAUUCCCUUGUCAUUUGCUCAAUUGUCUUCACUUGUCAGUCUCGAUCUGAGUAACAACCAAUUGAAUGGAACUAUUCCUUCUCUAGGCAAUCUCCUGUCCCUAAAAAGCUUAAAGCUUUCCGACAACCAGAUGAGUGGAGGCAUUCCCUUGUCAUUUGCUCAAUUGUCUUCACUUGUCAGUCUCGAUCUGAGUAACAACCAAUUGAAUGGAACUAUUCCUUCCUUGCUCACGCUACCAUCUUCUAUGCAAACAUUUUUGCUCUCCAACAACAGCAUGACAGGAACAGUUUCAGAUCAAGUGCUCUUGCGCCAUAGUUCAAGCUUGGAAGAAUUGGACUAG
This is a messenger RNA of Cryptomeria japonica (Japanese cedar), 765 nucleotides long. Its product is annotated as receptor-like protein 35. The record is from RefSeq and is a predicted model, not a curated record. The coding region runs from base 1 to 765 and encodes 254 amino acids. NCBI's taxonomy places the organism in Eukaryota, Viridiplantae, Streptophyta, Pinopsida, Cupressales, Cupressaceae. Gene Ontology annotation, molecular function: protein binding. The transcript has a single exon.